AUGGGAUGCCAGUACAAUUCCACAUUGGCAUAUUCAGUCCUGCGUACCCAGGAUCUGCAUGACCAAUGCCACUCACCUCCCUCAGACGCAGAGGAUUUGAAACCAGAUAUCAUACAAUCCCGCCACUGGCUCGUUCAAAAUAACCAGUAUUAUUCAAAAAACGACAAUCUUUUCUGCUUUGGAAAACCGCGGUCUGUUCUGCUCUGUAAGUUGGAGGGACGCUUGAAAGGACUUCUCGCAAAUUCCUCUCCAUUAAUUCUCGUUGUUCACGGAGGGCAUCGUCAAACGACGCUCCUGCAAAAGCUCAACAUCAACCUUGCACCCGUCUUCACCCUCGAUACGACAAGUUGCCCGCUUUCCACUCCAGAUUUUCUACACCUUUCCCUAAAGCGGCUUCUCCAAGCAUUUAGCAUUCCCUUCACUGGCGACCGUCUCCACGUCGCUGGGAACGACGCACACUUUACACUCCGCGUUCUACUCAUGAUUGCUGUGACCGACGUACAACGGGAGCUGGACGAGGCUCCAGCGUGGGUGCCUGUGUUUGAAGCAAUUGCCUGA
Messenger RNA from Pochonia chlamydosporia 170, 558 nucleotides. Its product is annotated as ribonuclease H-like protein. The coding region runs from base 1 to 558 and encodes 185 amino acids. The transcript has a single exon. NCBI's taxonomy places the organism in Eukaryota, Fungi, Ascomycota, Sordariomycetes, Hypocreales, Clavicipitaceae. The record is from RefSeq and is a predicted model, not a curated record. Gene Ontology annotation, cellular component: nucleus.